AUGGCUUUGGCUCGGUGGGUUGUGAAGAACUUGCAGCAAACGGCGUCGUCCCCUGCCCGAAGCAUUCCCGCGCUGAAACAGAGGAGCUGGGGUUCUCAACUCCUGCGGCGGCUCUCCUCCGCGCCGGAGGAGGAGAACCCCAGCGCAGCUGUGGAUGUGGCGGUGGCCGACGGCGGCAAGAAAUCAAAGCUCCUGCGGAGGCGGAGGAGCCGUAAGGGGGGCCUUUGGAGGAGAAACAAUCGCGAUUUCGUUCCUGCGCUCUGGGAGUUGUUCCCUCGCGGAUUGGUGGAAGCCACGGAGAACAUGGCGCGGGCCAUGGAGAAUUUGUCCCCGUGGCAGUUGAAAGAACGCGAGGAAGGGUACAGUCUCAAGUACCAAAUGCCGGGAUUGGCGAAGGAAGAUGUGAAGAUAAUGGUGGAGGAUGGAGGAGUGUUACACAUAAGAGGGGAGCACAAGGAGGAGAAGGAGGAAGAGGAGGACGAAGGGUGGUCGAGUAGCUAUGGGUAUUACGACACCAGCAUUGUGCUUCCGGAAGAUGCUAAAGUCGAAGAGAUCAAAGCUGAGAUGAAAGAUGGGGUGCUCAGUGUUGUUGUGCCUAAAAGAGAGAGGGCAAACAAGGAUGUUAGGGAAGUCCAAGUGCACUAG
This is a messenger RNA of Striga hermonthica, 645 nucleotides long. Lineage: Eukaryota; Viridiplantae; Streptophyta; Magnoliopsida; Lamiales; Orobanchaceae. The record is from the annotation of a GenBank genome assembly.